UUUGCAAUCAUCGACAGCUGACGGUCAGAGUGAUGUGAGACGGCCGCCGAGUCGUUGACGAGGUCGUUGAGCAUGGCUCCUGGGCCCAACACGGACGUGGCGGUGCUGGAGCCCCCAGCCUGCGCCUGGCUGGGCGGCUACACCAAGGGCACGGUGACGCUGGGCGAGCUCGGGCCGGCCGGAGCCGGACCCGCCGCCCGGGGCGUGUCGGCCGCCCCCGAGACCUCCACCGCCGACAGCUCUAUCAGCGACACCCGCUUCAAGCGAUUUGUGCGAAAGAUUCGGCACAGCCUGUGCGAGCUGAGGCACAAUAGAGAUGGCAACAAGGUGACGAGUGUGGUGGCCACACCUGGCCCGGCUUCACAAAAUGACCGGCCUCAGGAAGUGUCAUACACAGAUUUGAAGGUCAUUGGAAAUGGCAGCUUUGGUGUUGUGUUCCAGGCCAAGCUUGUCGACACAGACGAGCUUGUCGCCAUCAAGAAAGUGCUCCAGGAUAAAAGAUUCAAGAAUCGGGAGCUUCAGAUAAUGAGACGACUUCAGCACUGCAACAUAGUCAAACUGAAGUAUUUUUUCUACUCUGGUGGAGAAAAGAAAGAUGAAGUUUACUUGAAUCUAGUACUGGAGUACAUCCCAGAAACAGUGUACAAAGUGGCGAGGCACUACAGUAAAUCAAAGCAAUAUGUACCUAUUAGUUAUAUUAAGUUGUACAUGUAUCAACUAUUCCGAAGUCUGGCAUACAUCCACUCCUUGGGAAUUUGUCACCGAGAUAUAAAGCCACAGAACCUCUUAUUGGAUCCUCAAUCUGGCGUUCUUAAGCUUUGUGACUUUGGAAGUGCCAAACAUCUUGUAGAAGGCGAGCCAAAUGUUUCCUACAUCUGCUCUCGCUAUUAUCGUGCUCCUGAACUUAUUUUCGGUGCAACAGAUUACACAACAAAAAUUGAUGUAUGGAGCGCUGGUUGUGUUUUGGCCGAACUUUUGAUGGGACAACCAAUUUUCCCUGGAGACUCAGGAGUUGAUCAACUUGUCGAAAUUAUCAAAAUUUUGGGUACGCCAACAAGGGAGCAGAUUGUAGAAAUGAACCCAAAUUACACAGAGUUCAAAUUCCCACAGAUUGUCUCACACCCUUGGCAUAAGGUUUUUAAGCAGGGCACAUCUCCGGAGGCUAUGGACUUGGUAGCCCGACUUUUGGAGUACACUCCAGCAGCUCGCAUUUCUCCCCUGCAAGCAUGUGCUCACAGGUUCUUCGAUGAACUACGUGACCCUAUCACCAAACUGCCCAAUGGUUGUCCUUUGCCUCCGCUCUUCAAUUUCACAGAGCAGGAGCUAAGCAUGGAUCCUGCUCUGGCCUCCCGUCUCAUUCCUGAACAUGUAAGGAAUGAUCAGGCAACAACUGAUGAACUUAAUUUGCCUUCAACGUCAUCACAGCAGCCUAGCCCUUCAAAUGCAUCCUCAAGCUUACCAUCAACUAGUGCCACUCCAGCUGCUUCAGAAACCACAGAUGCGGCCAACUUCAAGGCAACAUCGAGCGGCAAUGCAAACAGCAGCACAGCCAAUGCUGUAGUGGCAUCAUCAACUGGAAUGAACUGAUGUCUCAGCCCAACAUCUUUUAAUUUUUAUGGCAAAGUAUGAAUGAUGUGUGAUUUUUAUAUAUAACAUAUAUACAUACAUACACACAUGUACACAUACAUGGCUGAACAGUUCAUGUACAUGUGUACAUUUAAUGCAGACAUUGUCCACACUAACCCUCACAAUUGCAGAUUCUAAAUAUGUGUGCAGGGGUCAGAAUGGUUACUGGUUGAGUCAAAAAGUAAUUGCCAUGUUUAGCAUUUAAAUUUCAUAGCUGUUUUAAGAGGGGCUGUGGCAGGGUUCCCAGUGAUAAUGGUGCAAUAGGCUUUAUAUAAGGAACAGGUUUCCACUUUGGGAUGCAUGUGUUGAUCAUGUGAAUAUUCUACAGUGUAAUUCCUGCGGGUAUUGGUGUAGUAACAUCAUUCAAACACUUUUGGUUGCUUAUUAGUGUAUGAAAAAUUAUAUGUUUUGGAAUUAUUUGGAAGCUAUAUGGAUCAUGUACAUAUAAAUAUCAACAUUAAUGCUUAGUAUACAGUUUGAGUUAUAAAGGCAGUAGUAUGAUCCAUCUUUUUUUUCUUUUUUCUUAUUGUUUUUUAACGAUUGCAAGAAAUUACACUCAUUUUAUUAUAACAUCAUCACCACUUAUGGCUCAACAUCACAUGGGAAAUUCUAUGAAUCUUUCUUAUUUAGCUAAAUAAGAUUGUUGGGGUAAAAUUAGACUCUCAAAGCUGUGUGAAAAUGCAGGUUCUUAUUUCCUACAAGCAUUUUUGAACAUUUGACCUCAAUUUCUUGCAGUGACCUGUUAUGGUAGAUCCCUGGAUAAGGUUAGAUAAUUUUACAGACAGUAAUGGUUGGAAGCAAGUACCUAAAUUUAUUGUAAAGCUCAAAGGAACAGCAUGCUAUGAACCCUGGAACAUGUGCAAUAAUUUUACUCUUUAGAAACUGUAUCGGUUUUAAUUCCCAUUUUACCUGGCUUUUCAUGAUAUGCAUGCACAAGACAUUGUAAUGUGAAGUCUUGGUUAGGAAUGAGAGGUGUUUGGUUUUGCGCGAGUAACAGCCUCUCUUCUGUUUUGUUUUUUUACAGCGAAUUGAAAUUUGUCCCAUUGACAGUUUGAAGUACUCUGUAAGAAAAUAAUUGCUGUAUUUUAAUCAUUUGCAUUUACUUGUUUAUACUUUACAAUUUUUUCUUCCUGUUUUGAUGUUCUUGAUCACACAAGUAGAAAAUUAACAGUUUCUUUGGACUUAUUUAUCAUAUCACUGCUUUAUGGGGUUACUAAAUCUAGUAGAAACAUAUUACAGUAAUGUGCAGUCUCUUUGGUUUGCAUUUAGCCUUGUUCUUGUAGAUAAAAUUUGUGAAAUGUAAUGUUUAAAAACCUUGACUCCCUAGGUGUGUUAUAUUUCAUGAACCAGUGCUGAGUGGUAUAAUUAUCCUUUCAGUCUAAUUGUUAUAACUAUCUGAGGAAUAAAUCAGAGUUUGUUGGCUAGUGUGCAAAGAUAUUGGUGGAAGACAACUUCUAAUAACUUUUUUGUUUUACCAAUAUUUGUAACUUUGCAUUAUGUAAUAAGUCCAGAAGCUAGACUGAAUUGCUUCUUUACGUACAAUAGAUUUGACCCUCAUUCUGAUUCAUUAGAACCUUGGAAUAAUGUAUCAUUUAAUAUACUAGUUCAUAAUUUUAAUUUUGUUGUGCCAGUUACAGUUUGAAUGUUUGAUACCUUAAGAGUUCAUCCCAGUUGGUUUUUUAGGUCCACUGUUUUUUUGUUGUUUUUUUUUUUCUUUUUGUCCUCAAAAUUAGACACUGGUUGGGCAGUAAGACACAAUAGGAGAUGAGGGCUGGGUUUGUAUUGCUUUGACCUUGAAAGUAGUCAGUCAUUGAUCUCAGAGCCAUUUUCUGGGAGAGAUCGAUCCCAGAAACAAUGACCAGCCUAGAAAGUGAAAACCAGUGAUAACUGGAAUCAAUAUCCUGUAAAGUAAAAUAUUCCAAAAGGAAAUGAUAGGGACCCUUAAACCGUUUGGUAAACAUGUUAUUUAUGAACUUUUUUUUUAUUUAAUCAUUGUUUAUUUGUAUAUAUAAAUAAUUCUGGUUUUGACUUGCUGUGUGUCCCUCCUGUACAUACAAUUUUAAGGAUUUGGAUUAGCUCAUGUUUUAGACUAAAUUCAAACAUGAUUUUGGUUAAUCAUGAUGCAAUGAAGUAUCUUCUCUUGGUUCUACUUUCUUUUUUUUAAUAAACACUGGUAGUACAGUAA
Molecule: messenger RNA, 3811 nt
Organism: Frankliniella occidentalis (western flower thrips)
Lineage: Eukaryota; Metazoa; Arthropoda; Insecta; Thysanoptera; Thripidae
Product: glycogen synthase kinase-3 beta
Exons: 8
Coding region: 73-1587 (504 amino acids)
Biological process (GO): negative regulation of canonical Wnt signaling pathway; protein phosphorylation; signal transduction
Cellular component (GO): axon; cytoplasm; nucleus
Molecular function (GO): ATP binding; protein serine/threonine kinase activity
Source: RefSeq, a predicted model, not a curated record